CGACUGACGUCAUGUUGGCGCCUCAAGCCUCAGGCGGGGAAUCCAUAGCUGGCAUCCCCGACUCGCGCAACAGGUUUCUGGCCCAAUUCACUUGACGCUCUGACUCCUAAUUCGCCUUUUUGUAUUCUUGUCUUGUCACCCGAUCCCCCGUUACACAUAAAUAGCGCCGUCUCCCCUCAUGCGCCGUAUAAAGCGGACUUCCAACGACCACUCCUCCACUUCCCACCACUCCUCCCUUACUCCUCCUGAUUCUCGAGCUUCACUCCAUACAAAAACACCAUCUGUUCCAGGCGCCCGCGCUGCCAGACGAUACUCGGACCUCCAAUCUAUACCCCAAGCCGAGCCUGUGCUUGACUUCAGCGCCACGAACAGCACCAGUCACAGCACUUGCCAGCUGACCCCCGAGCCCAACCUCGACGACCUCCCUCACCGCAUCGGUCUCCACAUCUUCAACCACUUUGGACGACACCACAGCUACGCCGUCCCCGUACGCGCAAAGAGCCUCUCACCACCUGCUAUCCUAGGAGACUUUUCAGCAGCAGCCCAGCACUCCCUCUCAGCCCCUGUCAGCGCGCGCUCCACCCCAAGCCCCCUCCUUUAUCCGGAUACCAACAGCAACACCUCCAAACCGAGUCUAUUCAACCGCGUCGUCUCGAAUACCUUUGCCCGCUCAAACACUGACCCCCCGCUCGCCACACCCCGCGCCUUGGAAUCCUGCAGAUCGCGCUCGUUCGGCAGUAGUACGUCGGUCUGCUACAGCCCAAUCACCUCCAUCUCCCGCGCCUCCUCGUACGACCGUCCAGCCCUGAUCCUCCGCCUCGGCCGGCCCUCAAAUCCGACCCCGUCCUCCGGCUACUCGACCUGGAACACCUCGCUCUCGUCGCAAUUCUUCGGGCCCGUACCGCAGGACGCACAGCUGCGCAAGGACCGCUUGAAACACUCGUCUGUCCGCAAGCUCGGGAGGUCGCAAAAGGCUAUCCGCAGACAACUGCAGCGUCAGCGCCAGCCGAAGCCGCCACUACCGGAGCCGAUCCCGCUGCUCGAGGAGAAGAAGAAGUCGACGAGGAACUUUGCGAGAUUCAAGACUUGCAAGAAGGCUAGACUACCGACUCCGCACGCAGACCGCAAGACACCCACUUCCACACCGACUUCCACUUCCACACCGACUUCCACUUCCACACCUCAAAGCCUAAGCAAAAUGACAACAACAACAACAACAACCCACAAAAAACCCUCCCUCCUCUCCCGCCUCACCGCCUCCACCCCACGCCGCUCCCCGCGCAACACCGCAAAGCGCACUACACACCACAACCCAUCCGGCACAUCAACAACCACAACAACCACCACCACGACAAAAACAACAAAGAAGAAGACCCACGGCACGACUGGAACUGGAACGGCAGUCACACAACACCACCACAAGCGCAAGCCGAGUAUGGGCGACAAGGUGUCUGGCGCGCUGACGAAGUUGAAGGGCAGUGUUACGGGGAAGCCGGGGGUUAAGGCGGCGGGGACGAGGCGGAUGCGGGGGACGGAUGGGCGGGGGGCGAGGGGGUGAUGUUGGAUGUCAUGAGGUGAUUGUGGAUGUGGUGAGGUGAUUGUGGAUGUCAUGAGGUGUGGAUUUGGGGUGCGUAAUUGUGCGGGUGGUUAUUUGGGUGGUGGAUGGGUGUGUUGAGGAUGAAUGGGUGGAUGGGUGGAUGGUUGAUGUGUUUAUGACUUGAUGAUACCACUAUUAUUCACUGUUUAUUGGUUUCUUACACUCGUGUGCUUGUGUGCUCGUGUGAUUGUGUGCGACAGUGCUUCCGUACAGCCAUGAAGUGGAAAGGCGCAUGGCGGAAAGGGGGAUGUGAUGUAGUAAGUUAGUAGGUAG
Molecule: messenger RNA, 1870 nt
Organism: Pseudovirgaria hyperparasitica
Lineage: Eukaryota; Fungi; Ascomycota; Dothideomycetes; Acrospermales; Acrospermaceae
Exons: 1
Coding region: 179-1558 (459 amino acids)
Source: RefSeq, a predicted model, not a curated record